Messenger RNA from Chaetomium globosum CBS 148.51, 624 nucleotides. RefSeq lists its product as uncharacterized. Bases 1 to 624 code for a protein of 207 amino acids. The record is from RefSeq and is a predicted model, not a curated record. The transcript is spliced from 4 exons. NCBI's taxonomy places the organism in Eukaryota, Fungi, Ascomycota, Sordariomycetes, Sordariales, Chaetomiaceae.
AUGGUCAAGAUUGUUGUUGCCGGCGGCUCUGGCAGUCCAAAUUUGACCACAUGCCCUGGAACGAUGGCAAAGGUCCUCGAGUACUCGCUCUUCAUGCCCGGACUGUUCACAAACUACCUCACCCACCCGUACAAAUCGACCAAGCACAUUCACCCGAUGCAGACGCCUUUCGACCUUGGGAAUCGCCGACUUCUCAUGGUGGACAGCGGCGACUUCUGUAUUACCCUUACCACGGUCACGGACAUUGCCAAUGUUGUAGUCAAAGCCGUCGAGUACGAAGGCGAGUGGCCGGUUGUUGGGGGCAUCAGGGGCGACGACCUGACGAUGGAGGAGGUCAUCAAAAUGGGCGAGAGAGUUCGCGGCGGAAGAUUCAACGUUGAGAGACUGAAGGUAGAUGACCUAAAGGCUGGGGUGGUGAAGUCGACUUGGCUCCCCACGCCCGACCAUCCGUCCUUCACUCCCGAGCAAAUCGCCGAGUUCACGGAGUAUAUGACGGCCGGGAUAGUGCUUGGUAUCUCGGCCGGCGCCUUGAGUGUUUCAGAUGAGUGGAAUCAGCUGUUGCCGGACUAUAAGUUCACCAAAGCCGAGGACUUCCUGGCUGAGUUUUGGCGUGAUAAGCCGUAG